Armigeres subalbatus is the source of this 2901-nucleotide messenger RNA. RefSeq names its product DNA replication licensing factor MCM4 (gene dpa). The transcript has 6 exons. The record is from RefSeq and is a predicted model, not a curated record. Gene Ontology annotation, molecular function: single-stranded DNA helicase activity; ATP hydrolysis activity; ATP binding. Gene Ontology annotation, cellular component: nucleus; MCM complex. Gene Ontology annotation, biological process: double-strand break repair via break-induced replication; mitotic DNA replication initiation; DNA strand elongation involved in DNA replication. Bases 167 to 2791 code for a protein of 874 amino acids. Lineage: Eukaryota; Metazoa; Arthropoda; Insecta; Diptera; Culicidae.
CGCUUUUUUAUUUAUGUUUCACUUCACAAGCAGCAACGUUCUUGUUCCAGGAGCGAAUUUUUUCUCUAAAAAUUACUUUAUUACUGUUACUAAAAGUUACUGCUAUUUUAUAGUAUACUGAGUGAUUACUUUUGUUUUCAACGGUUGCGACUAGAAAUUAUCGGGUAUGUCCAGUCCAGCAAGAUCCACUCGUGGCCGGCGACAAGAAAAUGGCUCACAAAGCACUCCUUCCAAGCAAACUACUUCCAACAAUGAAACUGAAACGCCCUUGCGAAUGGGAAGUCGAUCUCAAAAUCCCAACGUUGUAGUUGAAAGCUCGGACAAUGUUACAGUUCCCACUUCUCCAGCUGUUGGGGGAUCCGGAACCGCUAUGGGUCCACCAACUAGCCCAUUCAAUGCUGGAGGAGGUGCGGGUGCUGUGGGAUUGAGCGAAAUCGAUAUCAGCUCUCCAUUGAAUUAUGGAACACCAAGCUCGAUGGGGUCAAUCCGCACGCCUAGAUCCGGCGUUCGUGGUACCCCGAUGAGACAACGACCCGAUCUUAGGACCGAUAGGCAUAUGCGCCAGGUGAAUGUUGGAUCCGAUCAGUUGGAACCUAUUCCGGAAGGAAGCGCACAAUCGGAAGCCGAUUCCGUUGGAGCUAGUCAACCGAAAAUGGUUGUAUGGGGUACUAACGUUGUGGUAUCGGAAUGUUUGAAGAAGUUCAAGGACUUCAUCAUGAGAUACAUAGAUCCCGAUGCGGCACAAGAUGAGGUUUCUGAGGGAAUGAAUUUGAACGAUCCUCUCUAUAUGCAAAAGUUGGAGGAAAUCAACACACUGGAGGAACCGUUCUUAAAUGUCAAUUGCGCUCACUUGAAGACCUUUGAUGAAGCCUUGUACCGCCAGUUGAUCUGCUAUCCGCAGGACGUGAUCCCAACGUUCGACGUCGCCAUAAAUGAGAUGUUUUUCGAGCGUUACCCAGCCGCUGUUUUGGAGCACCAGAUCCAGGUUCGUCCAUUCAAUGCGGAAAAGACGCGCAGCUUGCGCGCAUUGAAUCCGGAAGACAUUGACCAGCUGAUCAGCAUUAGUGGGAUGGUGAUUCGUACUUCGAACAUAAUGCCGGAAAUGAGGGAAGCAUUCUUUAAAUGUAUUGUCUGUAGCUUCAGCACUGUGGUUGAGCUGGAGCGGGGUAGAAUUGCUGAGCCGACACUCUGCUCACACUGCAACACUAAUCAUUGUUUCCAGUUGAUUCACAACCGCUCGCAGUUUGCCGAUCGACAAAUGGUUAAGCUGCAAGAAGCACCCGAUGACAUGGCUGCUGGACAGACUCCUCAUAAUGUUUUGCUUCUUGCUCACGAUGAUCUGGUUGACAAGGUCCAACCGGGAGAUCGCGUCACGGUGACUGGUGUAUAUAAAGCAAUGCCAAUACAGGAGCAUCCCCGUCAACGUAACGUCAAAUCGGUGUACAAAACCCACAUAGACGUUGUACACUUCCGCAAGGUGGACGAUAAGCGUCUGUACGAGCAAGAGGAAGGCAAGGAACACAUGUUCCCGCCAGAAAGAGUAGAACUCCUUAAAAAGCUAUCUCAGAAACCGGACGUGUACGAUCGAUUGGUAAGAACGAUUGCUCCCUCUAUCUAUGAAAACACCGAAGUAAAAAAGGGAAUCCUGCUUCAAUUGUUUGGCGGGUCAAAGAAAAAACAAGCUACUUCAGGUCGACAGAACUUCCGCGCAGAAAUUCAUAUGCUGCUUUGUGGAGACCCCGGAACAUCAAAGUCACAACUGUUGCAGUAUGUAUAUCAUUUGGUUCCCAGAGCCCAGUACACUUCCGGAAAAGGAUCGUCCGCGGUGGGUUUGACAGCAUACGUCACUAAAGAUCCCGAGACACGGCAACUGGUUCUGCAAACAGGAGCCUUGGUUUUGGCCGACAAUGGCGUUUGCUGUAUUGAUGAGUUCGACAAAAUGAACGACUCUACCAGAAGCGAAGUGAUGGAACAGCAGACACUCAAUAUUGCGAAGGCAGGAAUCAUUUGCCAACUGAAUGCUCGCACAUCAAUUUUAGCAGCUGCCAACCCAUCCGAAUCACAAUGGAAUCCGAACAAAAACGUCAUUGAGAACGUUCAGCUUCCCCAUACGCUGAUGUCGAGGUUCGAUUUGAUUUUCCUGAUUCUGGAUCCUAAAGACGAACAAUUCGAUCGACGUCUGGCAAGUCAUUUGGUAUCACUUUAUUACGCCAGCCGUGAGGAUGACGAAGACACACUUUUCGACAUGAGUAUUCUGCGCGAUUACAUUGCCUAUGCUAAGGAGCAUAUCAACCCAAUACUGUCCGAAGAGGCACAGCAGCGCUUGAUUCAGGCAUACGUGGACAUGCGCAAGGCCGGUGCAGGUCGUGGUCAGAUUUCGGCCUACCCAAGGCAAUUGGAAAGUUUGAUCCGAUUGGCAGAAGCUCAUGCGAAGGUGCGCUUCAGUCAAACUGUCGAUGUGGUCGAUGUAGAAGAAGCUUAUCGUCUGCACCGCGAAGCUUUGAAACAGUCUGCAACUGAUCCGCUUUCUGGAAAAAUUGACAUCGGCAUUCUAACGACCGGUUUGUCCACUGCGGCAAGAAAGAAGCGAGCUGAGUUGGUUACCAGCAUUAAGAAUAACUUGAAGACUAAAGGCAAGAUAUCUACAUUGCCUUACAAGAAACUAUUUGGCGAGAUUAAAGAAGCAUCGCAAGUGUUAAUUACAAAGGAACAAUUCGAAGAAGCUCUUAAAGAACUCCAAGAUGAGGGUGUUAUUGUUAUCGUUAGUAAUAAUACCAUCAGGAUAUGCUAAAAGGCCAUUCUCAUCUCUAUGCAGUACCUUUCUUACUAUUCAUAAGGUUAGUACUAAGUUGUUUUUAUUUUACUUUUAUUGACCGAAAUACAUGAUCAUAGUCAGAUAAA